GAGAAAUAAACCCAGGAAGGGUAAGGAUUACACCACAAGUACAUGGUAGAGCCAAGAGCUGAGCCCUGGUUUCUUGACCCCCAGCUUCUGCAUGUUUUCUGCCAGAUGAUUCUGUGGUCCCCACACCUUGGUUUCUAACUACAGAUGCAAAAAGAAUAGAUGUGUAGAUGGAUAGUUAGAUAGAUGGAUACAUGGGUGUACCUCAGACCAAAUAAAUCAGAAUCUCUGAAAAUGAGGCCAGGUUUGGGAACCACUGCUGCACCCUGUGUUGGCAGAAGCAAACCUAAAUCCAGGACAGUCCCUUGGUAAUGUCCAGGGCUCCAGGAAGAGAUGUCUUUGUGGCUGGAGGCCCCUGUGCCUGAUGUUUCUCCUGACUGUGCAGUGGAGCUGUGGGAGCCAGAUGCACGAGAUGCAAGCAGCCAGCCUCUGGGAAGCAGCAACUGUAUCCUCAGGGAGGAAUCUAGCACACCCCAAUCUGCUGGGGGCACUUCACGGGUGGGGCUGGAGGCAACAGAGUCCACAGCCCUGCUCCCCGGGGUGGAGGCCCCUCCAGAGUCCACAGAGCUUCGUCCACAAAAGCGGAAAAAGGGGCCAGCCCCCAAAAUGCUCGGGAAUGAGCUGUGCAGUGUGUGUGGGGACAAGGCUUCCGGCUUCCACUACAACGUGCUGAGCUGCGAGGGCUGCAAGGGAUUCUUCCGCCGCAGUGUCAUCAAAGGGGCGCGCUACAUCUGCCACAGUGGGGGCCACUGCCCCAUGGACACCUACAUGCGUCGCAAGUGCCAGGAGUGCCGCCUUCGCAAAUGCCGCGAGGCCGGCAUGCGGGAGGAGUGUGUUCUGUCAGAAGAACAGAUCCGUCUGAAGAAACUGAAGCGGCAAGAGGAGGAACAGGCUCAGGCCACAUCCGUGUCCCCGAGGGCUUCCUCUCCGCCCCAAGUCCUGCCCCAGCUCAGCCCGGAGCAGCUGGGCAUGAUUGAGAAGCUGGUGGCUGCCCAGCAGCAGUGUAACAGACGUUCCUUCUCAGACCGGCUUCGAGUCACGCCUUGGCCCAUGGCACCAGACCCCCAGAGUCGGGAGGCCCGUCAGCAACGCUUUGCCCACUUCACGGAGCUGGCCAUUGUCUCUGUGCAGGAGAUCGUUGACUUUGCCAAACAGCUGCCGGGCUUCCUGCAGCUCAGCCGGGAGGACCAGAUUGCCCUCCUGAAGACCUCUGCAAUUGAGGUGAUGCUUCUGGAGACAUCUCGGAGGUACAACCCUGGCAGUGAGAGUAUUACCUUCCUCAAGGAUUUCAGUUAUAACCGGGAAGACUUUGCCAAAGCAGGGCUGCAGGUGGAGUUCAUCAACCCCAUCUUUGAGUUCUCCAGAGCCAUGAAUGAGCUGCAACUAAAUGAUGCUGAGUUUGCCUUGCUCAUUGCCAUCAGCAUCUUCUCUGCAGACCGGCCCAACGUGCAGGACCAGCUCCAGGUAGAGAGGCUGCAACACACAUAUGUGGAGGCCCUGCAUGCCUACGUCUCCAUCCACCACCCCCAUGACCGACUCAUGUUUCCACGGAUGCUAAUGAAACUGGUGAACCUCCGGACACUGAGCAGUGUCCAUUCAGAGCAAGUAUUUGCGCUGCGCCUGCAGGAUAAAAAGCUUCCCCCGCUGCUCUCUGAGAUCUGGGAUGUGCACGAGUGACCGAUCUUCCGCUGUGUCUUCUGUUUUCUGAGCUGGAUGGCUGAGGCUGGUGGCUGCCUCCUAGAGGUGGAACCGACUGAGAAGGACAAACAUUCCUGAGGGCUGGGCAAAGGAGAUCCUCAAGUGGCAUUAAAGGAGAGUCAAAGGG
This is a messenger RNA of Delphinapterus leucas (beluga whale), 1822 nucleotides long. It is a transcript of the gene NR1H3, whose product is annotated as nuclear receptor subfamily 1 group H member 3. Gene Ontology annotation, biological process: cell differentiation; negative regulation of transcription by RNA polymerase II; positive regulation of transcription by RNA polymerase II. Lineage: Eukaryota; Metazoa; Chordata; Mammalia; Artiodactyla; Monodontidae. Gene Ontology annotation, cellular component: RNA polymerase II transcription regulator complex. The record is from RefSeq and is a predicted model, not a curated record. Gene Ontology annotation, molecular function: nuclear receptor activity; zinc ion binding; RNA polymerase II cis-regulatory region sequence-specific DNA binding.